Messenger RNA from Caenorhabditis sp. 36 PRJEB53466, 1018 nucleotides. Lineage: Eukaryota; Metazoa; Nematoda; Chromadorea; Rhabditida; Rhabditidae. The record is from the annotation of a GenBank genome assembly.
AUGCACACGAAGGCGGCGUUCUCGCAGAGGUAAGAUUUGCAUUAUUCUUUUUCGAGGAAGUGGAAUGAUCUGAUCUGAUCAGCUAUUAGAUGCAUUACUAUGGCAUGAGCAAAAGAGGGAGAGAGCGUCAGAGUUCAUGUGCAAGCAAAGCGAUACGGUCGUCAUUUGAAAAGCACACAUUCGGAUAGAUAUCACUCUGCGUCUCUCGAUCCGCCACACUCUCUCCGAUUCAACCUGUGUCUGGCUCAAAACCGAUGUCAUUUCGGUUUGCUCUCUCUCUCUCUCUCUUUCUUUCUCAGCCGAUUUAUCAUCGAUACGGACCGCACGCGCGGGCCAAUCUCUUUUGUCACUUCUCUCCAAAAUUGUGUCUUUCUUCAGAGAUCGCUCCUCGAGAAUGCACCAUCGGAAACAGAAGAACGGCAACGCCGCAGCGGUCGGAAAGUCGAUCGGAAGACGGGAAAGCGGAAUGGAGGCGAUGGCGCGGUUACGGUAGGUCACUGUACUCUUUGCUCUUCCCUUUCCAAACGUUUUCAAAGUUUUUUAGAUACUUGAACAAGAAACCGUUAUGUCUACAGUACAACGUUCCCAAUUCCGCUUACGCCAGAAGACAUUCAGCUCAAGGCACGAAAAGGAAAGAACGUGAGUGGCAGAGAGUGAAGAGUACAAAAAAAAAUAGAGUUUCAGAGUCGUUCAUAGUAGUGAUUCUGUGUGGAAUCGCAAAAUUAGUUCAAUGGGCUGCCGUCGGAUUCCAACAGGCAGCAGUGGACUUUCUUGUGAAACCGGCUCAUGAGCUGUUCCCGGAUGAGUUCCCCAAUCAGUAAGUGAGUCAGCCCAAACGUUUUCUGAUUAUAUGGGCUUUCAAAGUGUAACAGUUCCAAAGUCUUCUCUCUUCAGAUGUUUCCAAACCAACUUCUACCGCAACCCAAUCCAACUGCGAAAGAAACCAGCGAAACGAGCAAUCGUCAGGAGAACGGACGUCUCCCGAAUGUUACAGUCAAUUGAUAACAAGUACUUUUGA